AAUCAAAACGAAAGAAAAAUGGAGUUCUCUGUAAGCGAAAACGCUCUGAAGACCUUCGCCAGGUCCAUUACGUGCCUUGCACGUCUAGGCAACGAGCUUGUCAUUCAAGCUUCUUCUUCUCAGCUUGUUUUUCACACACUCAAUUCAUCACGCUCUGCAUAUCAGUCUAUUACAUUUAAGUCAAGUUUCUUUGACGUCUACACGAUUUCUGGUGCACAAGUCCAAUGUAGCGUGUUGUUGAAGGCUGUUUGUUCUGUUCUUAGGUCUCCUAUUGCAAGUGUUGAGCAUCUGACUGUGCAGUUGCCUGAUCCUGAUUCUCCUAAAGUUCAGUGGACUUUGAAAUGCUACAAUGGUAUGAGGAAAGCCUAUUGGAUUACUUGCAAUGUUGAACCCGACAUACAACAUUUAUCUCUUGAUAGGAGAAAAUUCCCAAGUAACUUUGUAGUGAGGCCUCGUGAUCUCAACAGAUUGCUUGGUAAUUUUCAAUCAUCCCUUCAGGAGAUCACUAUCAUUGCAACAGAGGCCACUUCCGUACCCUCUGAUGCUGCGGGUGAAAUAGGAGGAAAGGCUGUUGAACUUAGAAGUUAUAUAGAUCCAACCAAAGAAAAUGACUCUGCGCUACACACUCAACUGUGGAUAGAUCCAACCGAGGAGUUUGUGUUGUAUACUCACUCUGGAGGUCCUGUAGAUGUGACAUUUGGUGUGAAGGAACUGAAGGCUUUUCUUUCUUUUUGCGAAGGCUGUGAAGUUGACAUACACUUAUUUUUCGACAAAGCUGGCGAGCCAAUAUUAAUGGCACCAAAAUUUGGUCUAGAUGAUGGGUCCAGUUCAAAUUUCGAUGCUACAAUUUUACUUGCCACCAUGCUUACAUCACAACUCCGUGAAGCUAAUUCUUCAGAACCUCCACAAGCAGUCACUGAAAUUCCUGCUCAGGCUGUUGCUGGCACAGGGUCUCAAGCUCAACAGGAAAGAUGUAGAGCAAAUGUCUCUGAGCAUCCAUCUGAUCACACCAGAAUUUGGUCUGAACUUUCAGGAAGUGCAGCUAGAAUUGGUAGCGGUGCUGAAGGCAGGCACGUUCAAAGGGAAAGAAAUGUGGGUGCUAGUGAACAGAGGGAAAUCCAAAGGAUUAGCAGAGUUCAGAUAUCAAAAGAUGCAUCUACUAGAGAGAAUGUUGCUGCAGGUCCAACGUUCGGCCAUCCGGUGGAAAAGGAUCUUGCAGAAGUAGCCCAAGACAAGUCUGAAAUUAAUGGCCAAGGUAUUUCACAACGUCAUCCUAGUAAUUGGGUAGACGCAGAUGAUGACGAUGACGAUGACGAUGAUGAUGAUGAUGAUGGGGAUGCUCAGGAACUGUGUGUUCAGUCAACUCCGCCAUACUAUGAAGAACACUAGCAAUGGAUCUCUUUUUCUUAGUUGUAGGCUGCUCGGUUGCUAUUCCUUUGCUGUAAGUCAGUAAGUGCAUGUAUCUCUUCUAGUGACACCUAAAUAAUUCAGUAGCUCUGCUUCUGCUCUAUUUGUUUUCCCAUUAUUGAGCAUGGAUCUCUGAUCUGAUAUGCUCUUGAAUUAAUUAUAAAU
Messenger RNA from Pistacia vera, 1572 nucleotides. RefSeq names its product cell cycle checkpoint control protein RAD9A. The record is from RefSeq and is a predicted model, not a curated record. Gene Ontology annotation, cellular component: checkpoint clamp complex. The transcript is spliced from 10 exons. Gene Ontology annotation, biological process: cellular response to ionizing radiation; DNA repair; mitotic intra-S DNA damage checkpoint signaling. NCBI's taxonomy places the organism in Eukaryota, Viridiplantae, Streptophyta, Magnoliopsida, Sapindales, Anacardiaceae. Bases 19 to 1389 code for a protein of 456 amino acids.